Messenger RNA from Dentiscutata erythropus, 741 nucleotides. Lineage: Eukaryota; Fungi; Glomeromycota; Glomeromycetes; Diversisporales; Gigasporaceae. The record is from the annotation of a GenBank genome assembly.
AUGUCCUCUCGGUCAAUAUAUUUUUAUGCUAGUACUCUCAUUGCGUUAGUAUUACUCAACUCGCAUUCAUCUCUAGGUCUUAAUAAUUACACAGAUUCUUCGAUAGAUUGUUCUUCUAUUACUUCAUGUGGUGAAUGUACGAGUCAUUUAGAAUGUGGGUUUUGUGUCUCGACCAGCACGUGUGUACAAGCAGGUUGGAAAGGUCCUUUCAAACAUCCAUCAGCUUGUCCAAGUUGGGAUUAUGAAUACGCCCAAUGUUUUGUCACUCAUAAACAAGCUCUGAUAUCUUUGAUCUCUGCUCUUGUCGGCAGUGUAUUCAUCUUACUUUUACUCUGCUUCUGUUGUUGUCUGUGUCGAUGCUGUAGAUUUAGGAAUAACGAUGAGGAAAGAGUUCCUCUUCUUGGUGAUACAAUUGCAACCCAUCAUUUUAGACGUGCUUCAUAUUAUAAUUAUAAUCGAAAUCGUCCCUUUGAAAGAAGAGGAAGGACUCUAAGUUCCGGAACUGCCAAUAGCACAAUGCAAUAUGGAAGAAAUUGGCGUAAUGGUACUGAUGAGUAUAUGUAUGGAUAUGGUGGUCCAACUACCCCUUCAAUGCUUUGGGUUAAUGAUAGUCCUGUUCCAACCGACUAUCCAAUGGGUUCCCAUAAUAGUAGUCUUGGUAACAAUGGUGAAUGGCGUCGUUGGGAGAAAAAACGUGAAGAAUUAUUGGCUAAAUAUGCAAAAAGUAAUAAUGAAGGUUGA